Molecule: messenger RNA, 576 nt
Organism: Olea europaea var. sylvestris
Lineage: Eukaryota; Viridiplantae; Streptophyta; Magnoliopsida; Lamiales; Oleaceae
Product: probable complex I intermediate-associated protein 30
Exons: 8
Coding region: 1-576 (191 amino acids)
Biological process (GO): mitochondrial respiratory chain complex I assembly; mitochondrial electron transport, NADH to ubiquinone
Cellular component (GO): mitochondrion
Source: RefSeq, a predicted model, not a curated record
AUGUGGGAGACUGGGAUGCAAAACAGUCUCAUUUGCAAACGGUGUCCGUUCUUGUCGUUUUGGCUUCUUCUUCUUCACCGGUUCCUUUUUAUUUUCAGUGACAAUAAUACAGUAAUUGGUUGCUGUUAUAGCUUCUACUUCCAUUGCAGGUUUCGUGCUCUGCUGCAAGCUUCUCUCAAUGCGACUAAAAGAGCUUUAGUAUGGAAUGCUGAAAACUUAGUUCCACCAAGUGAAAAGUAUAUUUUCAAUUUUAAUUCAAAAGAGGAGCUUAAAAGGUGGCAUUUGUAUUCAGAUUCUGAAUAUGGAGGCUUGUCAUCUGCAUCAUUGGAGAUAAAAGAGUCUGGAAAUGGAUCAAGUGGUACUGGGUUAUUUUCUGGAAACCUAUCUUUGGAUGUCAGUGAGAGUUCAAGAUGGAACAUAACUCGAAGUGGCUUUUGUGGAAUGCGGUCUAAAAAGUUUGAUGGCUUCAUUGAUUUGGAUGGAUACGAUGCAUUAGCACUAAAACUUAAAGGAAAUGGGAGAUGCUAUAUUUCAACAAUUUAUACAGAGAACUGGGUGAACCUUCAUCAUUGCUAA